AUGCUCGCCCAAUCUCCUGGAGGAGGACGUAAAGGAGGAUCCUCCCACUUGGAGUCCAUGCACAAGCCUGUUGAGAAGGGGGGGAGCGUGCGGCAGGUGCUGGAGCAUCGGGAAGAAGCUAAGCCUGUGAUGAAGCAUGGGGCUGACAAGAAGAGGCAUGCUCAAGCGGAUCACAAGCAGCAGCAUCCAGUAUGGCGCCCAGGAGGGUAUGCUCUCGUUGGCGAUAUGUACAAGGACAACGGAAGGAAGGUUGCUCGGGGCCCUUACUUUGGAGUCCCCCGGGACUACUGGAGGAGGGAGGAAGAGAACCUCUUGCCUUCUGCUGGGCCAGGCGCUCAAGCCUCCUCCCCGUUGAUCCAUCACAGGAGCGCAGUGAAGCCGCAGCAGGGAAUCUACGGUUUGCACUCAGACAAGCAGCAGGUGUGGGAGAGUGUCAUACCAGCUAGAGCUGGACCAUGGUCAGUGUUCAAGCAGAGGUAUCAUCUGCAGAACGGACCCAGCCGUCCCCUUCCUAAGGGGGUUGUCAAGGUUGGACCUGAUUGUGUCGGUCCCAUCGUCGAGUUCCGUGAGAGGAGGGCAGACAUGCGAGAUCAUGCGAGAGGGCACGAGAGGAUCGAUGUGGACAGGGUGCAAGUGUAUCCCCCAUGGCCGAUAGCCCAGGCCAUAGAACAAGCAUGGCAGGGACAAGAGAAGUUUGCGAAGAGGGGCGUGUAUUUCGAGGAUGACCUCAAGUUUGAGGACCAAUCAAGACCUCAGCAGGCGCCCUUGAAUGCGAGGAGGAGAAAGAUCAUAGCGGAUCUGUUCAGCAGGAUUGGGCCAGGAUCCGACGGCAAGCUAGAAGUCCAGGAACUUUUCAAGGCGAUGAAGGUCGAUAAAUUCAGGAAGUUGUUUGACUACACGUCAAGGCAGGGAACGAAGGUUGUGAGAGAUGACGAACAGGAGCAUCUUGUUGGUUUGUUUGUGUCGCUCCUCAAGCAUGAGGCCGACGCCAAGAUCACCAGCCAAGAGUUUGAACAGGUGAUGGUAGCAUUGGGCUGCCACAUCUAUGAAGAUGAAGAGUUCAGGACGCUCACUCGCACACUCUUUGAGGAAUGA
This is a messenger RNA of Guillardia theta CCMP2712, 1095 nucleotides long. RefSeq lists its product as hypothetical. The record is from RefSeq and is a predicted model, not a curated record. Bases 1 to 1095 code for a protein of 364 amino acids. NCBI's taxonomy places the organism in Eukaryota, Cryptophyceae, Pyrenomonadales, Geminigeraceae. The transcript is spliced from 10 exons.